AUGACAGCCGCAGGGAGCCAGUAUGUCCUCCAAGCAGGAUUGACAUCCGGUAUGUCAGCCACGGAGGGGCUGAUGCACUCGCCUCAUCCGAAGCCUGUUGAUCCCAAGAUGGCUGAAGAGUUCCAUGUGUUGCCGACUGAUAUCGUUCCGGACUCCCAGGCCCGAGUUGCACUGCGAGGAAAAGUACAAGACGUUCUGGUUCCAUACAUGUGCAUCGGGGCCUGGUCUUGGGGUGAUAAAGCCACCUGGAAAUACAACGCGGAAGAGGAUCUUCCCAAGAUUCGCGCUGCGUGGACGAAGCUGCGACAGGCAGGGUUGACCUUUGUUGAUACAUCCCAUGUCUACGGUGAUGGGGAGAGCGAGCGUAUCUGUGGGCAACUCUUCAAGAACAUGAACCGAGACGAGUUCAUUAUCCAGACCAAAUGGAUGUCGUGGCCCGACAUGUCGAACCUGUUGCUGCAGUCGCAAGGUCCGGCCCACAAGCUCAGAACAUCGUUGAAGAAUCUGGGCCUCCACUAUGUGGACGUCUACCUGGUUCACGGGCCAAUUCACCCCAGUAUGAUCUCAACUGUUGCCAAGGGGAUGGCGGACUGUGUGAAUUUGGGAUUGACUCGAGCCGUCGGGGUCGCCAAUUACGACAAGGGAGAGGUGAUCAAGAUGGCCGAGGAGCUCGACAAGCAUGGGAUCCCACUAGCGGUCAAUCAGUGCGAAUACUCGGUUAUCAGAAGACAUCCAGAAGUCCAUGGACUCAUCCGCGCAUGCCGUGAUAGGAACAUCGUCUUCCAGGGGUUUGCGUCUCUGGCAGAGGGCCGCCUGACGGACAAGUACUCUCGAUUCAACGAACCUCCGCGAACAUAUCGGUUCAGUAGCUACCCUAUGCACAUGCUUGAGCCCACACUGAACGUGCUAAGAGAGAUUGCGAGAGAGAGGCGAGUUCCCGUGGCCGCCGUGGCAUUGAAUUUCAGUAUCAACAAGGGAGUGAUUCCCGUGGUGGGUAUUCGAAAUCCUGAACAAGCGAACCAAAAUAUGCAGGCUCUAGGAUGGCGAUUGACACAGGAUGAGAUGCGAAGGAUUGAAACCGUCAGUAUCGAAGGAGAUACCACCAUAUUCUGGCAGCAUGUCUGGUCAAUCAUGGAGCGCUCCAAUAAGCCCUCAGCCAUCGGUGUGGCUGCCUCAUUGCCCCAACCCACUGUCACCUUCCGGGAGAACAAGAUCGAGGCCACCUUGCCCACCGGUGAAUCGGUGACUGUCCACCUGUACGGAGCGACGGUCACUUCCUGGAAGCUACCAAAUGGCCAGGAACAGCUUUUUGUGAGCGAAAAGGCUCACCUGGAUGGCUCCAAGCCUAUCCGCGGCGGCAUCCCUGUGGUUUUCCCUGUCUUCGGUCCCCCUCCUCCCAACCACGCCACGUCCUCCCUUCCACAACACGGCUUUGCGCGUAACUCCAACUGGGAGUUCCUGGGCAAGUCGUCAUCUGAAUCGCUCGCAAAGAAGGAUGGUGAUGACUCGGUCAAGCUCGACUUUGGUCUGUCCCAUACAAUGCUGAGUGAGGAGUUCCAGAAGGCUUGGCCGUAUGAAUUUGGUCUGGUGUACAGUGUCACCCUGACCAAGGACGGUCUGGAGACGUCGUUGCAGGUUCAGAACAAGGGGACUCAGAAUUUCGACUUCCAGGUCUUGUUGCACACUUAUCUAAGAAUUGAUGACAUCGCACAAGUUCGAGUCAAGGGACUUGAGUCUAAGACUUACAUCGACAAGACCCAGAACGCUACCACACACACUGAGACGUCACCUGCCUUGGAGAUCAGCCAGGAGACAGAUCGCGUGUACCAAUCGCUAGAUCCCAAGGUCCCUGUCAUCGUCUCAUCUGCCUCAGAUGAUAAGCCACUUUUCUCUGUUAUACGGGAGGGCCUGAACGACGUGGUUGUGUGGAAUCCUUGGAUCGAGAAGGCGAAGGGCAUGGCUGAUUUCAGCCCGGACGAGGCAUAUAAGAACAUGAUCUGCGUCGAGGCUGGCUCUGUGGCCGGCUGGCAGACCUUGGAAGCUGGUGAAUCCUGGGAGGGUGGACAGACAAUCCGGCCGAGAUUGUGA
This is a messenger RNA of Aspergillus clavatus NRRL 1, 2088 nucleotides long. Its product is annotated as putative aldose 1-epimerase. Gene Ontology annotation, biological process: carbohydrate metabolic process. The record is from RefSeq and is a predicted model, not a curated record. The coding region runs from base 1 to 2088 and encodes 695 amino acids. Lineage: Eukaryota; Fungi; Ascomycota; Eurotiomycetes; Eurotiales; Aspergillaceae. The transcript is spliced from 4 exons. Gene Ontology annotation, molecular function: carbohydrate binding; oxidoreductase activity; isomerase activity.